AUGUCUACCAUUCAGCAACUUAAGAACUUCAUUCGGCACGGCAAGCAAGCUCGUAAUGCCCCCGAAGAGGCUCCACGAAAGACCGAACAGCAGGCGCCUGCAGUCCAGCACAAGAAUGCUUCAGACCCUAACACUUACUCAAGCUCACGACAACCCGCCAACAACGAAUAUGGUGAUGACGAGUACUCACGCAGUAAGAGCAAGAAGCGCAUUGACGAUGAGAGGCUCGCCAAGCUGAUUGCCGAGGAGAAUGCCUCUAAGAGCAAAUUCCCUCGCUACCCUGGCCUCGAGCGUUGGGAGCUUGUCGACAAGAUGGGUGAUGGUGCUUUCAGCAAUGUUUACCGCGCCCGCGACACAACAGGUGAACAAGGCGAAGUUGCUAUCAAGGUUGUACGCAAGUACGAGAUGAACAGCAUGCAGCGAUCAAAUAUCCUCAAGGAGGUCCAAAUUAUGCGUCAACUUGACCACCCCAACAUUAUCAAGCUCGUCGAAUUCUCCGAAUCCCGACAAUACUACUACAUUGUUCUCGAACUUGCGCCUGGUGGCGAGCUUUUCCACCAGAUCGUUCGUUUGACAUACUUCAGCGAGGAGCUGUCCCGACACGUAAUUGUUCAAGUGGCCCAGGCUCUAGAAUAUCUCCACGAGGAGAAGGGUGUUGUUCAUCGUGACAUCAAGCCUGAGAACAUUCUGUUCGAGCCCAUUCCUAUGGUGCCCUCAAAGCACCCUAAGCCCAAGCAGCCCGGCGAUGAGGACAAGGUCGACGAGGGUGAAUUCAUUCCCGGCCAGGGUGCCGGUGGUAUUGGCCGUAUUAAGAUCGCCGACUUUGGCCUAUCCAAGAUUGUCUGGGACAACCAGACUAUGACGCCUUGUGGAACUGUUGGUUACACAGCACCUGAGAUCGUCAAGGAUGAGCGCUACUCAAAGUCGGUCGAUAUGUGGGCUCUGGGUUGUGUGCUGUACACUCUCCUUUGCGGUUUCCCUCCAUUCUACGAUGAGAGCAUUGAGGUGCUUACUGAGAAGGUUGCCAAGGGCCAGUUUACUUUCUUGUCUCCCUGGUGGGACGAGAUCUCCAAGUCUGCCCAAGAUCUUAUUAGCCAUCUGUUGACCGUGGAUCCCGAGAAGCGAUUCACAAUCACCGAGUUCUUGGCCCACCCCUGGAUUGCUGGAAACGGACCUACUCCUCGGGAUGAGAUCAAGAAGUCGGAUGGUAUGCUGAAGGCCUUUGAUGCUACCAAGUUUGAGGAGGCCGGCCGACGAUACGACUUCCGAUCUCCAGGUGCUGUUAACUUGCGUGAGGUCUUCGAUGUCGGCUACGCCGUGCAUCGUCAGGAGGAAGAGGGCAAGCGAAGGGCGCAGAUCGGACCCAAGGGCACACCCGCACGAUUCCUUGGUGGCCUCAACGAAGAGGAAGAGGAUGAGGAUGUCAUGCAGAUCGACGGCCAAGAGAACGAUGGUGCGAAGCCUAACGCGGCGACCCAAGCUCUUGAGCAGAGCAUGCGAAAGACCAACAUCCGAGACCAAGAGCAACAGCAGCAGCAACAACAGUCUAGGGGCCGUGAGCGAGAGCGAGCUGAGAAGGGCUACGGUCAGCACUCAGCAACCGUCGCUGCGGCUGCUCGACAGCAGGUUCGUGAUCGCAACCGCCAGCGUGGAGCAUUCGAGCUCAACUUGGACAACGCAACCUUGUUGGGCAAGCGAGGCAAGAAGGUUCCUGUCAUGGGAGUAUAG
Molecule: messenger RNA, 1728 nt
Organism: Fusarium coffeatum
Lineage: Eukaryota; Fungi; Ascomycota; Sordariomycetes; Hypocreales; Nectriaceae
Exons: 4
Coding region: 1-1728 (575 amino acids)
Biological process (GO): protein phosphorylation
Molecular function (GO): protein kinase activity; ATP binding
Source: RefSeq, a predicted model, not a curated record